AUGAGGCUCUUAAUUAUAAUAAAUAAUCUAAUAAUUUAUUUUAUUUUCAUUUCAGAAAUCGUUCAGCCAACUUGCGUGUUAGAAUCAGACUUCGGUUUCAAAAUAAACUGCGCUUUCAAGAAAUCCGGCCUCUUCAGGGUACGGAACUUAGGAGGGAUCAAAGCGCACGCUAGCUUAGGGUUCAGCCUCGGAGAUGAGUUGGGUUUCGAACAAUCCCUCACCAACUUGGAUCCGAGCAGGAGGAGAUCGGUCAACGUCAAGAAUGGAGCUCCUCCUAAUUUAGUAGCCGACACUUCCCGUCUGAACGCUAAGCAAGAGAAACGAGCCAAACAAAACCGCAUCAUGAUGCGGCCCGUGGCCCCGCCUCUCACGAGACCCGACCAGGCUGCGAUGGACAAACUGACCAGCCUCCAUCGCAGAGUAUCCACUAUGCAGCCGAUCGUUGUUCCUAAUCCGGCAGUCGAAACACCAACCAAUGUACCAACACAAACUAUGGCCAAACCGAUGCCCAUGGGAGUCCCACCAUUCAGGCCAUUGCCACCCAAAGAAGACACGCUCAAAGUACUUCCCAUCACUUCAUCGACGAGAAAGAACUACGCGCCCCUGCAAAUCCCCGAGUCCAAAGGCCCAGGAUUAGCUUACCAAAGUGAGAUUUACCCACAGUCGCACAAUCAAAUAUCAAAAAUGGUCUCACAAAUGACCGCCGUGCAGUACGCUCCGGUAGUCAAAAUCAAACCCACCCCAGUCAUGCUAGAUCCAUUCCACGGCGUCUCCACACUAAAAUCUAUUAACCCAUUCGUUCCGAUGCCCGCACCUACACAAGCACUGCCGAUAAUACCAUCACCGGCCACACACGCGCAAUCUGUCCACAAAACCAAUCCUGUUUCUAACUUUGUAGACCCGGUUCCCCACCAUGUCCACAAUAUCGCGAGCAGCUACGUUUAUAACACGAAAAAAGUUGACGACUACAACACCAUCACCGGCUACGGGGACGACACGGUCCUCAAGUUUAACAAAGAAGACAUCAACGCCAAGAUAGCGGAGAUAGCCAAAGUCGGGAACAUUUCAAUGGAAGCGGUGGAGGCCGCCAUAGCCCUGCGGCAGCAGCAGCUCCUGAACAAGUACGCGCACCUGCCGGCGCCAUCCACCACCAGUUCCACUACCACCACCACACAGCCACCGGUCGUGUUUCAGCCGGAACCAGAGAUUUUGACGGCGGCGUUACCACAGAAGCCACAAAGUACCAGACAGCCGACAAGUGGUAAGGUCAUGAACGCUCCCCGCGAGUACUACCCCGUCGGAUACGAGAAGAACUUCGACGAUCAUUUCCAGUCGAAGGUCGACCUCCCCGACACCAGCUUCCACUGCGGCGACCAGAAGUACUUCCCCGGCCUCUACGGCGAUGAGAGUCUUGGAUGUAUGGUGUUCCACGUCUGCGCCCUGACAGACGAUGGGCUCGUCAUGAAGUCCUUCCUCUGCCCCGAGUCCACGCUCUUCGACCAGACCAUCCUCAAGUGCAACUGGUGGUUCUACGUCGACUGCAAGAACACCAGGAAGUUGUACGACACCAACAUUCCAGUGUCCAAGAGCUAUCAGCUCAUGAAGGCCCUGACCUUCUUCUCUUCAUACAAGAAGGACAACAACAUGCAAGACGAUGGUCGCUCACCAAACCCUGAGGACGUGGACGGAAUUAAAGAAGCAAUUUCAAUCCUCGAAAAUCAAGACACCACUAAAACCGCACAAACUGAAACCAGCUCCGAUGGCCUUCACAUCAUCACCCCCCGGCCUUUAAUAGACGAGAGGAGCAACCGCGCCACUCCCCCUGCCCCCGUCUACAGGGGAGACAGGCAGCUCGGAAACACAACCCGCUCUGGUCAAAACUCCACGCACCCCCACAGCCAACCGGUCGCCGAUUCAAGCCAAGAGCCGAGACCGUUCUCCGCAGAAACCGACAGAGACAAGAAACACAGAAGGAGAAUGACCUUGAGAUUUAGUAAUUCCACUACAAGCACUAGAGCGCCCGCCGUUAGUAUCACGCCCGCCGUGGAAGUAAUCCAACAGGAGAUUCAGCCGAUCGAAAACCUGAGUCCGGUCCGGCGGGAGACACUGGCGGACCAGUUAGAGGCCGAUGCGAGAGUUCAAGAGACACCUCCAGUCAAAAGGGUCUACCGGUCCAGCGCUGAAAAGUACACGAAGGAGCCCACCGCCGCUAAACACGAGGAGUUACUGAUCGUCACACCGACGACCUUCAGACUUGUCGGGGAGGCGACACAAAAAGCGGCCAUAGAGAGUCUGGACAGGGCCGUGCUCGGGGGGAUCGCCGGGGGGACGGUUGGGGGGCGACGCUGGGGGGGCGGCACGUAGCCCCCGCCCCGCGGUCCCCCCACAGUGUCAUAGCAUACCUUGUUAACUUAUUUAUUAAAAUACGAGUCGCGUGUUUGCUCAAUUUUUUUUUUUCUAAUUAACUCUCCACGCGCGUUUUGCGACUUCCAAACUAAACAAGCUCACUUGACGUUUGCUUAAUAAACAAGGUCACUUAUGUUUAGGGAGUCGCAAAACGGCUUUAGUUCAUAACGAAACG
Molecule: messenger RNA, 2581 nt
Organism: Bombyx mandarina (wild silkworm)
Lineage: Eukaryota; Metazoa; Arthropoda; Insecta; Lepidoptera; Bombycidae
Gene: mtg
Product: mind the gap
Source: RefSeq, a predicted model, not a curated record